Messenger RNA from Erinaceus europaeus (western European hedgehog), 3720 nucleotides. Its product is annotated as KRAB domain-containing protein 5-like. NCBI's taxonomy places the organism in Eukaryota, Metazoa, Chordata, Mammalia, Eulipotyphla, Erinaceidae. Gene Ontology annotation, molecular function: DNA-binding transcription repressor activity, RNA polymerase II-specific; RNA polymerase II cis-regulatory region sequence-specific DNA binding. Bases 320 to 1456 code for a protein of 378 amino acids. The transcript has 5 exons. Gene Ontology annotation, biological process: negative regulation of transcription by RNA polymerase II. The record is from RefSeq and is a predicted model, not a curated record.
GUAGGAGCGACUGGAUUCCUAUCCAAUCUGGUUUGGAGGCAGGCGGUGCCAGACUCACAAGCUGGGCACUCGGGUCAGCAAACCUUGCUGCUUUGAAUACAUCACGGGUUUCCAGUCUUUUGCCGAUGGUUUGUCCUCCUCUCUUUGUGCCUGGGACCUCAGAAAGGAUGCCGCAGAGAAUUUAUAUCGAGGGCUGAAGGUGGUGAGGUUGUACCAAGUGAAGAGGCUUUGCAGUUGUCUUAAAAGGUAUACUCUCCAGGUGCAUCGGAAAUUGUGUCACACAUUCUCACCUCAGGAGUCAGAGACAUAGAAGGAGGAAAUGUCAGGUUGUCAGGAACUGUUGACAUUCAGGGAUGUGGCCAUAGAAUUCUCUCAGGAGGAGUGGGAGUCUCUGCACCAGACCCAGCAGAAUUUAUACUGGGAUGUGAUGUUAGAGAACUACAGAAAUCUGGUCUCCCUCGGUCUCACUAUAUUUAAGCCAGAUCUGGUCACAUUUUUGGAGGAAAAGAAGGAGCCCUGGAAUGUUGAGAAAAAUGAUAAAGUAACCAUAUACCCAGAUAUGUCUUAUGAUACCCAGGGAUCUUUGCCAAAGUCAGAUGUAGAAGAUUUAUUCCCAAAAGUGUUACUGGGAAGAUAUGAGAACUUUAGCCUUGAAAAUGUAUACUUGAUGGAAAAUUCAGAAGAAGAUCAAGAAUUUGAAAGGCAGAAACGUUUUUAUGAUGCACUUACCCAAACUUGGACCACUACUCAUAAGCACCUCAGUGACGAAAGAGAUCAAGGACAUAAGACUUCUUGGGAAAAUUACAGCAAGUCAUUUUUGUUUCCAGAUACCCAAUAUAAAGGUAAUGAAUAUGAGAAAGUCUAUUAUCAAAUUUCAAACCUUGUUAUACAUCAAAGUAUCCAUCUUAGAGAGGAGUCUUACGGAUGCAAUAAAUGUGACGAAGCUUUUAACCAUUCUUCAAAACUUAAUCACCACAAGAAAUUUAAUUUGAAAAAAAAACUAUACAUGUGUAAUAAAUGUGGAAAAUUAUUUAGUCACUCUUCAAAUGUAAAUAGACACAAAAUAAUUCAUACUGGAGAGCAGCCUUACAAAUGUACAGAAUGUGGUAAUACCUUUAACCGAUGUUCAAGUCUUAGUCGACAUCAGAGUAUACAUACAGGAGAGAAACCUUAUAAAUGUCAAGAGUGUGGUAAAACUUUUAACAGAUACUCUAACCUUACCCGACAUCAGGUAAUUCAUACUGGAGAGAAACCUUACAAAUGUAAGGAAUGUGAUAAAGCCUUUAGCCGAUACUCACAUCUUACUGCACACCAGAGAAUUCAUACAGGAGAGAAGCCUUACAAAGGUAAAGAUUCUGGUAAAACUUUUAAUCAAUGCUCAAACAUUACUCAACACCAAGAGUUCAUACUGGAUAGAAACCUUACAAAUAUAAAAAAUGGCAAAGCCAUUAGCUAGUAUUCAACUCUUGUGAUCAUGACAGAAUUUGUAGUGGUGCGAAAUUUGUACAAAUUUAAGAAGUAUAGCAAAGUUCUUUAGGUGGAAUUCAAACAUUAUUCAACAUCACAGAACCUUUGAUAGAAAAACCAUAAAAACAUGAAAUGAAAAGAGGUGUGUUUCAAAUAUAGAUUUUAGAAAAUGCCAGUGUCAAGAAAAGGAAUUUCAAAGAUAUAGACUGUGGAAAGUACUUAAUUAAAUCAAAUAUAAAUGAGCACUGAAUAGUUUACAGCAGACAGGAAUGAAUCAAAACUACUUCUCAGAUAUCAUUUUAAAUCAAUAUUUAUUACAGAAACUUGCCCAAAGUCAAGCACUUAGGUCAUUUAUUUGUUAAUAUGGUUCUAAGGAUUAAGGUGAUUGAUUUUUGAACAUGAAUAAUUAAUUUCAAUGUAUGUUUGUAAUCUAAUUGGAUUGGAGAGCUCUGAAUAGCAAUUAUUAAUGUAAUUCUACUCUCAGAUAACAUGUAGUACAUUUAUUCUUAGUAUAUGUUGGAAAUCAAAUGCUUUGUUGUAGUCUUUGAUAUAUGAGAUGUACUCUUUGUUAAAACUCAUGAACAUUGGAUUUUUCAUGGAAGAUGAAGAACAAAGUAAGGUAGACAGUAUGAAAAAAAUUUAAAUGGACAUGUUUGUAUUUGAUGUAUAAUGUUGACAUGCAAACAUAAAGUAGGUAAUUAGGAUAUUUUAAUUCAGUGGAACAAAGGCUAUUCUGAAUUAAAAAAUUGUUUUACCAGUUUUAUGUAUAGAAAAACCUUGCAAUUAAUUACUAUAUUAAUAUAACAUCAUUGCAGUAACAAGAGGUUGAGAACAUUUAUGAAUGUGCUUCAAAUACUCUUCAUACAGAAUUGAAUUGAAAUUCAUUGACAAAUUCAGUGUAAUAUGAAGGCAUGUUGAUUUUUUUUAAAUGAUGCCCACAUAAAACUUGUUAGGAUUCAAUGUUACUUUGAUUUAUAACAAUAAAUAAAUAUCACAGAUGUCAGAAUAAAUGCUAGUUUAUUUCUAAAGGCAUGGAAUUAUUAUAAAUUCAUAUUUUAUUGUCUCACCCUUGAAAAUUACAGAAAACAACUCUUGAAUCAUUAUACCAGAGGAAGAAUGCUACUUAUUAUUAUAUGUUAUGUAUAAAUGCUUAGAAUCUCUGUUCUGAAAAAAAAAGAGAGAAUCUGUUCUGGAAAGAAUUAUAUAAUGAUUUUUGAAAGUCUUUAGCUAUAUGUAAAUUUAAUAUACUUAAAUUAAUCAAACUAUAGACUUUACAGUGAUGUGUAACCAAUGAAAUACAUUCCUACCAUCAAUACUAACUUACCUCACUUAGUUCAUGGUUUGUAGGGAACAGAUCGUAAUAAGAAACUGGGAACAAUGGAGUAUAACAUCAGUAGUUAUCCAUUUUCCCAGUGGCCCUAGCCAUCAACAGAUUUGGGUCCACAAGAUAGCUCACUUGACUAGUGCACUGCGUGACCGGGUUUAAGUCUGGCCCCCACUUCAUUGAAGGAAGUUUUUAGUACUAUGAUCUCUUUCUUUUUCUCUGUUUCCCUGUCCCUAUCUAAAAAUUAAUUUUUAAAAAUAUUUUAUUUAUUUAUUCUCUUUUGUUGCCCUUGUUUUUUUAUUGUUGUAGUUAUUAUUGUUGUUGAUGAUGAUGUCUUUGUUGGAUAGGACAGAGAGAAAUGGAGAGAGGAGGGGAAGACAGAGGGGGAGAGAAAGAUAGACACCUGUAGACCUGCUUCACCGCCUAUGAAGCGACUCCCCUGCAGGUGGGGAGCCGGAGCCUCAAACCAGGAUCCUUAUGUGGGUCCUUGUGCUUUGCGCCACCUGUACUUAACCUGCUGUGCUACUGCCCAAUUCCCUAAAUUAAUUUUUUUUCUUUUUUUGUCUCUAGGGUUAUCACUGGGGCUCAGUGCCAUCAGAGAGAAAUUGAGAGCAAAGGGGCAGAUAGAGAGAGAGAGAUAAGGAUAGACACCUGCAGACCUGCUUUACCACUUAAGAAUCUCCCUGCCCCCCACAGGUGGAGAGCCAGGGGCUCAAACCUGGAUCCUUUCACAGAUCCAUUUGCUUAAUACUAUGUACACUUAACUAUUUAUGCCACUGCCUGGCCCCCUCAACUGAUCUGUUAAUGCUUUCCCCAUAUUUUAUCUACUAUAUGAUGCUCUUCUCUUUAUAAAUAGGCAACAUGAUGGGUUGUAUUAAUGCUUGUAGGGGUAUUAUUGGCAACUAUUAAAGAUACUUUAUGGUACCUCA